Molecule: messenger RNA, 1203 nt
Organism: Stylonychia lemnae
Lineage: Eukaryota; Ciliophora; Spirotrichea; Sporadotrichida; Oxytrichidae
Source: the annotation of a GenBank genome assembly
AUGAACGCUAUCCCUUAAUAUUUUUAAAAAACUUCUAUAUAAAAAGAUAAAAACUUUCUUGCAUUAAAUAAUAAGCUCUAAAGAGAUCUUUCAAAGUUAAUUCUCAAAGAUGAAUGGGCAUUUAAAGAUGAAUAAUUAAUAGGAUUAUUAGAAGGUUAUGGCAGCAUAGAGGGUGGUUGUGUGAAGAAGUCAAAAAUAAUUAUGGAAAGAUUGGAUAGUAAUUACAAAAUUGAUGAAGUUGACAAAGCUAUUUAACUUGGAUCAGCUUUGACUAAUUUAAUAUAAAACCAUAAAACUCAUAAUAAAAUACUUUAUUAUUCAUUGCUGUCAAAGUGCUUAGAUUACAUUCACUAAAAUAAAGGUGAAAUCCAUUAUCCUGACUAGAUUGUAAAUCUUGUUAAUAUGGUUGUUUAGCCUGAGUAUAAAGAAAUAACUAAAAUUGAAAAUUAGAUUGAUCCUAUACCUGUAUUUAGAGAAAUUCUUAUGCUUUAAUUUAGAGAUGACAUACAUCUUGUAAAGCAAAGUGAAAUUAUCUAAAUGAUAAUAAAUAUUUUGAAAUAUAGAAGAAAUAACAAAACUGAUUCAGAAUUCUUAAGAGAUAAGUUAGUUCAUUAUACUUUUGAUCUCAAUAAAAAUUGUAGUAUCUUCAAAAAUUUACACAUGAUUCCUGUUUCAAUCAGACAAAUGUUCACUCUUUAUUAUGAGAUAUCAAAAUUCGGUUCUGAAAAAUAUCAUCAAAGGAUAGAUGCCAAUAAUUUAUCAUAUAUGCAAUCGAUUUUCCUGAUAAUGAUGCAAGAUAUCGGAUAAGCAAUGAAGGAUAAGGAGAAUGAUAAAUUAAUAUCAAAGCGUAAGACAUUUGAAAAAUAUGACUUUGUUUUGAUCUAAGACAAGCAAGAUAAGCAUUUUGUGAAAGGACUCUGUAAUGGUAUUAAGAAAUUCCCAGUACCGAUUUAUCUUUAGCUUAAAAAAGGCAAACUUAAUAAUUAAGUCAUGCAAAAACUUUAGAAACUACUUAGAUCAGAUCCAGAAGUUAUUCUUGAUGUUGAUUCAAAUCAAUUUUAUGAGGAAUGUGUGAAAAUUACUUUGAAUCGAUUAUUAUAUAAUAUGAGUGAUCGAUCAUUUAACUACCCUUAAUAAAAGAUAUUUUCGAGUAGAGAUAGUUAAUUACAUUCAGAAUCAUAAAGUGAUAGUGAUAAUGAUUGA